Messenger RNA from Ooceraea biroi (clonal raider ant), 3234 nucleotides. RefSeq names its product Suppressor of cytokine signaling at 36E (gene Socs36E). Gene Ontology annotation, molecular function: 1-phosphatidylinositol-3-kinase regulator activity. Gene Ontology annotation, biological process: phosphatidylinositol phosphate biosynthetic process; intracellular signal transduction. Gene Ontology annotation, cellular component: phosphatidylinositol 3-kinase complex. NCBI's taxonomy places the organism in Eukaryota, Metazoa, Arthropoda, Insecta, Hymenoptera, Formicidae. The record is from RefSeq and is a predicted model, not a curated record.
CGCGGCUACUCCGUGACCUGUCGCGGAUUAGGGAAAAUGGCUGACGAUCGUCGGGACAUGUUUUGACAAUUUUAGUUGCCCGAGCCUGAGACGUCCGAUGAGGAAUUACGUCGCGGUGGGAGGCGCAAUUUUUAUGGUAUCGUCGACGGUGUGUCGCGGUGAUGUGAGAUCCGGUGGUGCGUUCGCGUCGCACGUUCCGCGGCUCGGGUCGUCCCGUCGUCCGUCGUAACUUGUCCGAACGUGUCCCGACCUGUCAUUGCCAGCAGGAAAUCCCUCGUCGCGAGACUGACUGUACAAAACUGACCGUUGUCAAAAAAAGAUUGCACUCGGCGCGAGGCAUUACCGUGUCUCCUGAUAUUGCCUUCUUUAUCCUGUAACGCUUCCUAUGGGACUCGCGUGCGAGAUGAGAACGCGACAGAGCCGCUGCAUUCUCUGACGUAACGUCCCCACGUGUACGCGUGCAUGCGUGACUGGUGGAGGUAGAUGCGGUGGGAUCUGUGAGGAGUCGCCGUCGCGAGUCAUGCCAAGCAGGAGACUGGGUAGCACGCGUCCUCUGUAGCUUCCACGAUCAUGGUGUAGACACGGGAUCAUUAAGGCAAUAAAAUGCCUGCCGCUCUGGUUAAUAAUGGGACAGCACUUUGCUAGUCUCAGAGAGUUCCUUAGAAUGGAUGGUGAACGACAGCCUAGCGAAGUAUGCGCUAACGAGCUCAGCCAGCCAUUGCCUUUGGAGAUGGUGAAUCGGGAUGGCAGCGACAGUUUGCCCGAGAACGAGACCAACGGCAACGUACCGGCGAACUCCAAUAUACUGCCGAACAGACCGGAAUGCAAGCCUGAGGGAAAUCUGGACAACGAUCGCUUGAACUUAGAUAUAGACAACCAUAACUCUAGAUUCGAAUCUUUGUAUAGUCAACCCGUCGAAGCUCAGGAUGCGAAGCAAGUUUGUAACAACGGCAAUGUCACUAGCGAGCCGUCAUUCAGGCAGCAGCAGGAGGCCUGCUGCAGUAGUUCCGGUGGUAGCAACAGUAGUAGUAGUUCCGAGGAUAGUCCCGUAAAUCCGCCUUUAAGAAGAUCCUCCAAGACGUUAUCCUUUGGAAAGAGAAAAAACAAACAGCGCAACAAGGAUCAGAGCCCAGUGUGUAAUCAUGUUUUGUCGUCGAAGAAGAAGCGCAGCAACUGGGUGCUGAAGUUCAAUUGCGCCAAGAGCAAGAGCUCGAAAAACACGGACAUUAUUCCCGGGCAAGGGAACAGCAAUUCGGACUGCGUAUGCACGGGUUACAGGAGGACUGAAGAGCAUCCCAUGGGUGCGGGCGUCGUGUUCAAUAGUCGAUCCGCUCCUCAGAGCCCCGUUCUCGGGCCUCUGCCGCCUAGCCCUGUAAUUGAUUUAUCACGAUUUAACCCCGAGGAAUUUCCUAUGGAAGACUGCGACGAACGCGCGCGGAUACAACGCGCUCGAGAGAUGGAGGAGGGCGUCGAGCCCCCGCCCGGUUAUAGGCCUAAUUAUCCUGCGAGUAUACAGGUUCAUCCUAACGGGAUAACGGUGGAUAGUUUGGCGGCGUUGUUCCAAGCACAUGCCGGUAUUCAAGCUGCCGCCCUCACAGCCUUAUCGCAGAUCGACUUUACGUUAAUUCCAAAUAUCGAGAGGCCCGCGCACACGCAGAUCGAUUACGUUCACUGCCUCGUGCCGGACCUGAGGUCGAUCACCGCGUGUUCCUUUUACUGGGGCAAAAUGGACCGUUACGAGGCGGAGCGUUUGUUGGAGGGCAAACAGGAAGGCACGUUCCUGCUGCGCGACUCCGCGCAGGAGGAGUUCUUGUUCUCCGUCAGCUUUCGCAAGUACGGGCGCUCGCUUCACGCACGAAUCGAGCAGUGGAAUCACAAGUUCAGCUUCGACUCGCACGAUCCGGGGGUCUAUGCUUCCGAAACGGUGUGCGGCCUGAUCGAGCACUAUAAGGACCCGUCGUGCUGUAUGUUCUUCGAGCCGAUGCUCACUAUUCCGCUACAUCGGAACUUCGCGUUCCCGCUGCAGCACCUGUGCAGGGCGGUGAUAACCACGCGGACGACAUACGAUGGCAUAAACAAGCUGCAAUUGCCAAAGACACUUAAGAGCUAUCUCAAGGAGUACCACUACAAGCAGCGAGUGCGAAUCAGGCGGUUGGACGUCGAGACCGAUCCGCAAGACGCCAAAUCCAUAUCAUGUUUACUAUGAGUCUUCUUCGUAUUGAUACGUCAUAGAGUUUUAUUGUACGUUGUAUUUUACGUUUUAUUCCUUUUCUUCUUUUUUUUUAUCCACAUUUACAGUCUUAUCGCACGCGCGCGACAUCGUAAUACCGCGAGUCUCUCCGACGGGGGCAGUCAAAAAGAAACAUUGCAAUAUUAGCAAUAAAAGCAUUAUAUUCAUUCUGCGCGAGGGAUAAUAGGUUGUCUCUCCCGGGAGAAUGACAUAGUUAUAAUUAAGAGAACGCGACACGACGGGAUCUGUAAAUACGUCAGAGUUGACAGUGCUUCGAAAUACGAAAGAAAAAGCACGGUAUAUCGCAAAAAUGUACUACGUGCUACGUGUAAACUCCAAUAUCAUUGCUAACUGUUAUUAUUAUUAUUAUUGCUAUUUUAUUCUCAUCUUUCUAUUUUAUUCGUAAUUGCGUUAUGUUUUAUUAACGUUAAUUUAGUGCAUACGAAAUAAAUUAAGCAUAAUGUAAAUUAAAACUACGGGAUCAGUUUGUAUAUCGAUAUAAUUUUUAUAGAACGAUACCAAAACUCAUGCCUAAACGGUGGCAAUUUAGUGUUUUAUUAUAUAAAAUUAUGAUGUCAUGAAAUUUAAUCUUUAUACGCAGGUAUAUAAAGUUACAAAAAUUAUUACGAAAUUAUUACAAAAAUCUGAUUCGUAUUACUCCUAUUGUGCCUAUUUAUAAUGUUAAACAUUAUUAGGUAAAAAGUGCUGUCUGUGUUGAUGUUCACCAUUGCCAGAUACGAAAGUCUAUAAUUUGUGUAAAUUAUUUAAAUUUUCGAAAACGUCAGGUGGGAGAUCGUAAGUUCGACGACUUAUGACUCGUUCACGUUCAAGAGAAAACGUCAAGUGCAAUGAAUUGAACUUGAAGUAACAAUAUUGCAAAUCAUUGAAUCGAUGAAUUCGCAAUUAUAUAAUAUUAUAGUAUAAAAUUGUUAAAAGGAUUGGUUAAUGGUUAUUCGUAUAAUGAACUUCGUAUUAAAAAAUAAAAAUUGAAUAUUUAUUACGUG